CUCUACAAAAUCCUGACUUGAUUGCGAUCUAGCACGCUCCAUACGGUGGCUGUAUCACGCCGCUUGUGAUUCGUGCGUGGAGGCUGCAGUGCCUGGAUGGGUACAUAGAACCAUCGCUGAGGCGGAAGCGAUUGUCCUGAGACCAAGAGACUGCCCUACCAACCAGGAUGGAUACCAACGACAUAUCGUCUUCGCACCGCUCGCGGCUUUCCAAGGAACAGCGCCGGAGGACCGUCGCAUAUGGAUACGGCCUUAUGAAGUCCACAUCGCCAAAGGAGGAUCGUUCUCAAGUCAUGCCCGGGAUUGAGCCAGGACAUAGGAGCACAUCUCGGCCAGCGGAUCCAUAUCGUCCAGAAGGCCCGCAGAGAUCAAGUACCUUUGGACUAGCCCAGGGCCAGAUGCUGCCACGAAGGAAGCGAGAGGAACUUCUCCAUGAGAGGAGGGAAACCUUUCAACCUUCAACGUACCCCCCUCCCCUAGAGCAGAGUAUCAGUCCACCCGUGCCUGCUAUGCCCAUCAAGCAGAGCACCACGAGAGCUGAGGAACGGAGGACGCACAGUUCCAGCUCUUAUACGGUUCUGACGAAACUGCUCGCGGUGGCAGAUCGAAACGAAGCUCUGAUGCGGUCCUUGCUUGCUCGAAUGGAUGCCAUGGAUACGAGAAUGCAGGCAUUGGCGUUGCGAAUGGACGAGGCUUGAGGAAGGAGUCAGGAGGAAAGGUUCCACGAUGACUUCCUUGCGAUGCUGCGGAUGAGUGAUGAUUUAUGUAGCAAAUAUCUCCAAUGCCAGUGUCCAGGCGUGUUGACGCGACCGGAAACAG
Pseudocercospora fijiensis CIRAD86 is the source of this 819-nucleotide messenger RNA. RefSeq lists its product as uncharacterized. The coding region runs from base 168 to 698 and encodes 176 amino acids. Lineage: Eukaryota; Fungi; Ascomycota; Dothideomycetes; Mycosphaerellales; Mycosphaerellaceae. The record is from RefSeq and is a predicted model, not a curated record. The transcript is spliced from 3 exons.